Messenger RNA from Orbilia oligospora ATCC 24927, 2223 nucleotides. RefSeq lists its product as uncharacterized. Lineage: Eukaryota; Fungi; Ascomycota; Orbiliomycetes; Orbiliales; Orbiliaceae. The record is from RefSeq and is a predicted model, not a curated record. The transcript has 6 exons. The coding region runs from base 1 to 2223 and encodes 740 amino acids.
AUGCCGAUUCCAAUGCCUACAACUAUGUCGGAGCAGAUGGCCAAUUUAGGACUUACAGAUGGAGAGGGUCGGUUUAGAAAGGCAUCAAUAAGCCAUCACACAGAGGAGGAAACUAUAGUAUCGCCAGCCUCGCCGAGAGUACUACAAAUGCCAAACCAAAAGGAAUCUAGUAUAUGGGGAACAGGUGUGAAGUACAUCGGCAUGGGCAUCGGGAUACACAAUGGGGGUACCAGCAGGUCGCAUCGAAGACCUUCGAACAACCAGGCAUUCUAUGGUAUUCACAGGACGAAUUCAAUGUCGAACUCCUCGGAUACAGGACGUAGCCAGUCAGGCAGUUCUUCGAGAAAUAACUCGACGCAGACACUGGAUAGCCAGGAGAACGGCUCGCCGGCGCAUAGCCCUACGUAUUACGUUUCACAUACUGGGAGCAACGCUAGGGACAGGGAAAGGGAAAGAGACAAAGUACGAUUCGAUGAGAUUGCCCAUAUCAGUGGGAUGAGAAUACAGCCUUCCUUGAGUAGCAGAGGCUCAUCAGAUUCGCCUACAAAUUUAUCGGCAGACUUUGUACCGAACAGCCCACCAAUCGGUAGCGGUCUACCAUAUCAAGGAGCUGGGUCGAUGAGAAUACCGAGGCGACCUGUAUCAUCGACGGGUUCCGCAGGGUCGGCGUCGAAUACUGGACUCCAUCCACUGAUCACACCGAGUUAUCAGCCUUUGCCUCUAUACGAAUCUGGAUCUCGAUCACCGCGGGAGACCAGCCUACCCCGCCAGCGAGAUUCUUCAUACUCAGAUGGUUCGACGGGUCAAUCCUCAGAAUCGGGACGACCUAGUCACGGAUCGUCAAGUUACUUCAGAGAUUCUUCAGCUGGCCCCUCUUCGAGGACAUCCGACCCUGGUCCUUUCAACCCACCUCUGAGACGGGAUUCGGAUAUUACCACAAUCAUUAGCCCUCCUGGACAUCGAGGCUCAGAAUCUUCAUCAGUGGGCAGAUCUCAUCCGAUCGAUUUCCAUGAUUCGUUCGCACGAAUAUCACGAAAUAAUUCCUAUGCGAUUGCUCCUGAUGUAAACCUUCUUUCGAGUGAUCCCUUAGAAAAGAAAAUCGCAGCUAACAAGCCGCGCCAGCCUUAUCUGGAUCUUCCGUUCUCACCUGAUACAUUGGGUACUGACCUCUUGAUUCGUGGCCAAAGGCCCCCUUCGAUCGCCUCAAAAGAUAGCAAAGGCGAGGAAAAUCUCAAGCCUGGCGAGGCUCUUAUUUAUAACGGGUCUCCUGAAACCUCAAACACCGUCGAGGGACGAUACGAUCCAUCGGAAAUCCGCGUCUACAGAAACUCUAUCACAGAUGUCUACCGUUUUGUCACCACGGUACUAGGCAACCCUUCUGCUCCAAUCUCUCAUUCACAGCACUUCAGAUCCCGGGAAUUGGAAAUUAUCCCAGAAUAUGGUUACGACCCUCUCGCUCGCCCGGUACUCUGGCUCCGUGAGGUGGAGGACGUCAACAAAUCUCGCCGACCCCUCGAGAUCAUGCCAGAGAAAGAGAUCCCGGCCAUCCCAUCACUGAGAUUUCGAGACGUUCCACAAAUGCUUGACUUCCAAGCCGCUCUCUUGGGCGAGAUUUGUUAUCUUGAUAUUGAAACCGUCCGCUUCGUACGACUAAAGGGCGCAGCCAAAGAAACCAGACGAAUUGACAAUACCAGAGUUCAACUCUGGCACCCCGCCCCCAAUAAUAAACGCACGAUCGAUGAUUCUGCAUCUUUUGUAACCGUGGGAACCUCACGGACUCAUGCGAACCCGGAUAUCAUGCGACUCAAAUGGUCCAGAAUGAUGGUUUAUCUGGGAAGAUCGAACGAUUUUGUGACCGUGUUUAUCACGGAUGAUAUCACACUUCGUCAGUCGAAGAAAGGCAAUACCCUUGUUUUCGAACCAACAAAAUAUACCGGUCGGGCUUUGUUCAAAUCUCGAGAUGGUGUAAAAGCCAAAGUCGUGGGUGGGGGUCGAAAGAAGGGUGGUAUGAGGCUUGACAUGAAAGGUCUCGCCCCGGACGACGAAGAAAAUUUCCCAAUGUUCAAAACCUUCGAGAUCGAGUUUGAGGAUGCAGAGAGCCAAGUACGAUUCAUUUCCGUUUGGGACCAACUCAUCCAAGAACGAAGACGGAUGCGAGGUGUUAUUGAGAAGCGAAGACGACAGGCUGAAGACCGAUUCCUGCUUGGUGGUGGCGGGAAUUAA